CCACUCUCAUGAUUUUUUGUGUACAAGUGGCGCUUUGUAAGAAAAUCCACUGAACACUCACAAGUGUAGCAUUGAGUGAGCUACUUAACUGUUUCUUCGUUCUUCUUCUUCUCCAUCUUCUUCUUCUUUCUUAUUAGGGCUCAUCCAUUUCUUUAUUCAGCCGCAAAUCUCUCAUCUCUGUUGAAAGAAGAAAAUGCAAGGAGGAUUCCGUUCGAUUUUGUCUCAUGGCAACGUUGUCAAGAGCGCAAUUCUGCAGAGAAUGCGCAUGGUGAAUUCCCCUCAAUUGCAGCCUCUUGUGCUUAAGAGGUUCGAGUCGUCUGCUGCUCCGGCUCGCAUGGAGGAGCAUGGAUUCGAGAGCACCACGAUUUCCGACAUCUUGAAGGUGAAGGGGAAAAGCGCAGAUGGAUCUUGGCUGUGGUGCACCACGAAUGACUCUGUUUAUGAUGCUGUUCAAUCGAUGACUCAGCACAAUGUGGGAGCAUUGGUUGUUGUGAAGUCUGAUGAACAAAAGUCAAUUGCGGGAAUUAUAACAGAAAGAGAUUACCUCAGGAAGAUUAUUGUGCAGGGAAGAUCAUCCAAGUCGACUAAGGUCGGAGACAUCAUGACAGAGGAGAACAAGCUCAUCACUGUCACACCUGAUACCAAAGUUCUAAAAGCAAUGCAAUUGAUGACAGAUAACAGAAUCAGACACAUUCCUGUGAUCAAUGAUAAGGGAAUGAUAGGCAUGGUGUCCAUAGGAGACGUGGUUCGUGCAGUGGUGAGCGAGCACCGACAGGAACUCGAUCGUCUGAAUGCUUACAUACAAGGAGGUUACUAAAGGGUUAUGUAACAGCCCUUACUUUUAUGGCACUCAAGUUGACUUUGGAUUAUUAUGUUAAUAAGCUGUUUGAGUGCUUGUAAAUAUGUUUAUGGCCACAAAAGCCAUCUUGUUUUUACUCUUAGUACUUUGGAACAGAAUGUUAAUAAUCACUUCUUGAUGAUACUCUUUGGAAUUUCAUUUUUCUGUGCAUUUCA
Arachis stenosperma is the source of this 1014-nucleotide messenger RNA. RefSeq names its product CBS domain-containing protein CBSX3, mitochondrial-like. The record is from RefSeq and is a predicted model, not a curated record. NCBI's taxonomy places the organism in Eukaryota, Viridiplantae, Streptophyta, Magnoliopsida, Fabales, Fabaceae. The coding region runs from base 194 to 817 and encodes 207 amino acids. The transcript has 6 exons.